This is a messenger RNA of Cephus cinctus (wheat stem sawfly), 5824 nucleotides long. Its product is annotated as metal transporter CNNM4. Gene Ontology annotation, cellular component: plasma membrane. Bases 138 to 3074 code for a protein of 978 amino acids. The transcript has 13 exons. The record is from RefSeq and is a predicted model, not a curated record. Gene Ontology annotation, molecular function: transmembrane transporter activity. NCBI's taxonomy places the organism in Eukaryota, Metazoa, Arthropoda, Insecta, Hymenoptera, Cephidae. Gene Ontology annotation, biological process: transport; magnesium ion homeostasis.
AUCUUUCCCCUUUUAUCAACCCACGUUCCACGGGGUAACAUCGAAGUGUUAAUGCGCAUGCGCGAACUUGCUGUUCGAGGUUAUAAAUACAGCAACCAUUCAUUUGUGGGAAGAAGUUGUUACGUUGCACUUGUCGCAUGAUGGCGCAACAUGUUGGUCAAUCGCGUAUGCCGGCUUCUUUUUUAUUUGUUCUCGCAGUUUUUCACUUAACGAAUGCCAACGUACUGGCACAAGUCAGUACGUUCGGUCCGAGAAUAAGUUCAAUACGUAUUGCGAAAAAUGAAGAAUUACUUAAAGAAUUGGACAUCGAUUCUCUCGCGCCUGUUGUCAGAAUCAUCGGUGAGAAUCUCGACAAGGAGCUCGGACUGCGCUGGUCGCCCGACGUAGACCAGUGUCACCACAAUUAUCCCCUUUCUACGGUCUGGAUAAAUCCAAACGGACAUGAAGCCUUUAUGAGUUUUGCGAGUGCACCUUCUGUUGAUAUUAAUCCCGUCUACUUCUGUAUUCGGAACGUCACUGGCGAUGGAGAACACUGGACAUUUCUUGGGAGGAGUUUAAUUGUUGAUUCAUUCUCGCUCGAUGGAAUUACUCGACGUCGUAGAAGUAAUGAUUUUGGUCCGGCCAUUGGCGAAGGAAAUAAUUCAUCAGCAGCUGUACCGGCAACUGAUGAAAUCAGGAUCGAGGGUCUUCGAGUGGAGUACACUGAUAAGGAACCUCGUAUCUCUGAGUAUGGCGUACCCGAGGUCCUGGUCGGUUACAAUACAACCGUGCGAUUAUUUGGAAUUGGCAUCACACAGAAGACGCUCAUCGCCUUUACCGACGUGCCUGCUAAAUAUGGCACAAUAUGCGAAAAGAUCAAGACUCAGGAGUUCUCAGUGUUCGAGGUAGAAAGUAACUCGGCUUUAGUAACUAUCAAUCUUGCUAAAGGCACAUAUUUUCUAUGCGCCAAACAAUCGGGUUCUGAUAAUUCAACCGAUGUUGUGUUGUUCAAGCAUCAGGGUGACGCGAGUUGGAAAUCGAUUGGUACUUAUGAGAAACUUUUGCCACUAUGGCUCAGCAUUGUGUUCAUGUGUCUUUGCAUAUGCUGUUCGGCAUUAUUCUCUGGCUUGAAUCUCGGUCUUAUGGCGCUCGACAGAACUGAGUUGAAAAUUCUACGAAACAUUGGAACUCCGAAAGAAAAGGAAUACGCGAAGAAAAUUCAACCAGUUCGAGAUCACGGAAACUAUUUACUAUGCACUAUCUUAUUCUCUAUUGUGCUGGCCAACUCAAUUUUCACCGUCAUUCUUGAUGAUCUCACUUCCGGCCUUAUCGCCGUCGUAUCGUCGACACUAUCCAUUGUUGUAUUUGGUGAAAUUUGGCCUCAGGCUAUUUGCAGCAGACACGGGUUGAUGAUUAGUGCUAAAACCAUUUUUAUUACGAAGUUCACCAUGUUGAUCACAUUCCCGUUAAGCUAUCCGAUCAGUAAGAUUCUCGACUUUAUUCUCGGCGAGGAAAUUGGCAACGUUUACAAUCGAGAACGUCUCAAGGAAUUGGUUAAUAUAACUACUGAGUACAAUGAUCUCGAGAAAGACGAGGUGAAUAUCAUCUCAGGGGCUUUGGAGUUACGCAAGAAGACUGUAGCAGACGUCAUGACGCGCAUAGAGGACGUCUAUAUGUUGGAUUAUAAUGCUAUUUUAGAUUUUGAAACCGUAUCCGAAAUUAUGAAAUCUGGAUUCUCCAGAGUUCCUGUUUACCAGGGAAGCAGAACCAAUAUUGUUACUAUGCUUUACAUAAAGGAUCUCGCCUUUGUCGAUCCGGACGACAAUACGCCAUUGAAGACGCUUUGUCAGUUUUAUCAGAAUCCUUGUAAUUUUGUCUUCGAAGAUGUCACCCUGGAUGUUAUGUUCAAGCAAUUUAAGGAAGGACACAAGGGACACAUGGCCUUUGUGCAGAGAGUCAAUAACGAGGGUGACGGUGAUCCUUUCUACGAAGUUGUUGGGUUAGUCACUCUGGAGGACGUAAUUGAAGAACUGAUCCAAGCAGAAAUCAUGGAUGAGACGGAUGUUUUCACCGACAAUAGAAGUAAGAGAAGGAGACCAGCUCAUUCAACAAAAUUGCUAGACUUCACUAGUUUUGCUGAGAAGAAGGAUAAUCAACGAAUACGCAUAUCCCCGCAGUUGACACUAGCCAUGUUCCAGUAUUUGUCGACGACUGUCGAGGCCUUUAAACCAGACACAAUAUCAGAAACAAUUCUACGCCGUCUGCUGAAGCAAGAUAUUAUAUAUCAUAUUAAAGUAAAGACACGCGAAAAGGCAAAGAGCGAUCCAACAACUGUGAUCUAUCAACAAGGAAAGCCUGUAGAUUAUUUCGUCCUCAUCUUGGAGGGACGUGUCGAGGUCACUGUAGGUACUGAGGGCAUGAUGUUCGAAAGUGGUCCAUUCACGUACUUUGGGUCGCAGGCCCUUACAGCCAAUAUCGGUAUUGUAACCGAAUCACCAGCCAAUACUAAUCCUCAGACGAUGGGUAGUAUACAGUCUUUAAAUUUGGAUGCCAUGUUACGUCACACAUUCGUACCAGAUUACACUGUACGCGCAGUUACGGAAGUCUUCUACCUGAAGGUCAAGAGGUCGCUCUAUUUAGCUGCCAAGAGAGCAACUUUAUUAGAAAGAAGUCAAAAAGAUCCGAAGCCAAGUCAUGAUCAAUUCGACGACGAAGUAGAAAAGUUGCUUCACUCUCUGGAUGAGGAGGAUCAGCGCAGCGCCCCGGAUUCCCCAGUGUUGCCACGUGACAAGGAUAAAGAUAGUAAAAACAUGCUACAGCGAAACGUAACCGCACCUACCUCACCAGUUCCGGUGAGCGCGAGUCCAAUGACGAAUGCGAAGUUCGUGUCUUCGAGUGGUGAUCAUAACGGGAAACUCAAAAGCUCCCCAGCCAAGAUGCUCGAUGGUUCGACUCCUAAGGGUGGCCAAUCUAAAUUAGACUUGGACGCCGAGAUUCUGUCGCGUCAAAAUGAGGCGGCCGUCCUACCGCCUCGCAAGAAGUCGCUAGACGACGAAGAAAAGGUCCAUCUCCUUCCCAAAAAGGAUGACUCUUAACGAUCGAUCAGUGACAGCGGAACUCUGUGCGAUCCCUUCGCAGCGUUUAUAAAGAAUUAAUCACGCAACGACGGAAACGCCGACUCGCCGGCGUGACACAUAGCCUGAACCUAGCACUGGGUACUUAAUUAAUAACUCAAAAACUUAACCGAUCGAUCGCCACUGAAAACUCAUCUGGCGAAACCAACUUGACCGUCACGUUUAAUCAGGAAGGUAGCCGCAUACAGUUAAUUCAAUUUUUUACCAAUGCUCUGCAUGGGAUGCUGUACGCUGAUGCAUUCUUAUAUAUUUUAAUCGACCCUUCUCACCUUUUUCAACAGAUCACAGUAAACUCGCGCAGACGCAAUACUACAUUAGAUACGCUAGUUAGUUCCAUUCGUCAUCGCAAAUGAUACGUUUCACUCAGGGAAUAGCAUGCCAAAAGAAGUAUGAAGGAAAUAGAGAACACUAUCCCUCAUGCAGCACAUACGUUGUGUUGCUCGUAGCUUUAGACACAUAUCACCCUCGCUCUUACGGGAAACCGAUUGACACAGUGGGCCUGGCUAAUAAGUCGGAGGGGCGUACAAUGACAAUAAAAUUAUUAUUAAUAAGUUUUACUUGCACAAUGGUAUACAGCCAGUUUAUCCUCUAUCAUAAAUUCUACUUCUUAGCGCGUUCGUACAGCCUUCCGGUACACUCGACGUGUAAAACGUUAAAUCCAAGCAUAUAGAAGAUAAGAGAUAGAGAAAAUUACUAUGGAAAUACUUUUCGUUCACGUCGUGACUAAUGUUGUCCCAUUUUGGGAAACUGUUUAUAUACAGACAUAUAUAGAUAUAUACUUUUUAUGUACGUAUUUAUAUAUAUGUAUAUAUGUUUUAUAUUGAUAUAUGAGAAUUAUAACGGUUAUAUAGUCGCCAGGAAAAUCCAAAUACUUCUACAACUUAUUAUUAGGUUUUGAGAAAAAAAGCCGGUACAAAGAAAUGUUUAGGAGAUCGCGGAAAUAUAUAUAGCGUCUCUAAAAGCAAAGGGGCGUGUUAAAUUAGUAUAUUCAAGAAACAUACAAUCCUUUUUGCUUGUAGUCACGCAAUGUUUAUUUAGUUCCGUUCAUAUGCGUAUUAUAUAUACAUGUAUAUGUAUACACACACACUUUUUUCCUUCUCAUUACUUUCACUACUAUUUCUAUUACUACCGCUGUCACUACAUCUAUUUUUAUUUUUUCUUAAUAAGUUUCUACAUAGGUUUAUGUCGAAUAGUUUUUCGUUCGAUUAAACCUUGUUUUUCGUGAAUGCUCCCAGAGAGUGAUAGAACGGCGCGGACUUCUAUUCGCUGUUAGUAUUGACCGUUAAUGAGUGCCUUAACGACCAAAAAAGGAAAGUAAAAUUGAGAAAACGAGAAAAGAACUCAUUUAAAUCGUCGGGUUAUGUGGUGAAAACGUUAUUGGUAAAGUUUUUCAUGAGAUUUUCGAAAAAGGCAAUCACUUCUUAUCUCUUUUCCUUUUUUUUCUCUAUGUAAAUGAAAACGGAGGAUCAAUGAAAACCUUAAAAAGUUUUUCCUUAAUAUUCGUGCUGCCAACAUGAAAUGACAAGUAUUCAAGAAGUUUAGAUACAAACCAGAUUCGUUGUGUAGUUUAAAAAGAGAGUCUAUCCCUAUAUAUAUGUAUAUUUUUACUACCAUCGAAUUUAACUUUUUGAAGGUAAACAAUUUUUGUUUUAAAUUUUUAAUAAUUUUAUUUAUUGGCCUCUUUAAUUCUUUGACAACUUAUGGCCUUCAUGGCAAAUAUGACCACAGCGCCGUACAGCGUGCAGUAGCGGCAAUGAAAUUGUUAACGGGUGAUUGUGAAGUACGGACUAUUACGUAAUGAUUCAGUGAAAACAAGUGGAAUACAUAGGAACUGAGCCGAUUGAAUUUUAUUUUUUUUUACAUUAUACAACAAACUGCAUUUUGCAUGCACAAACCUAUAGACACAUGUCCGCAGAUGCAUUUAUAUAUAUCCAUCGCAUUUAUCCCUGUUACUCGAUAUCGUUUAUCAUUAUUAGAUAAAUAUAUUUAUACUUAUAUAUAUAGUGAAACAAUGUUAUAGAAAGUAGAAUAUUACGUGUUAUAUUUUAUUGAUACAAAGCGUACAAAGAGGGAAAAAAUCCAUUCAAAUCGUGAAACGCAUUUUGAUUCUUUCUACGAUUUACUGUUGAGAAAUAAGAAAUUUGGCAAGGUCCGUCUUCCUUCUCCUUGGUGCGUUUGAUUUGCUAUUACAAGAAACGAUUAAUGACAAUAUAGUGCAGCAGUACUUAAAGAUGGUCGGACAAUUCGUCGUGGUCGAUGAAUGUGAAUUGAAGCGAGCUUUUUAGCGAGGAUAAGAGCAUUUACUGUAUUUAAAACUUUAUGAAAAGUGGAACCAAAUCCCCUUCGUAUUAUAACUAUCUGGUCGUUACUUGGUUAAAACAUUUUUUCUGAUUAAAAACUUAGUAUUGAGGUUUCCAACGUUUAAUUGAUCCUAAGACGUUAUUACUUCUGUUGACGUAAAUAAUACUAUAAUCUAAAAUGAUAAUCGACAAAACUAUUAUCGUUGAUGUUAAUUAUAUAGCUGAUAACACAAAUACACUCAAACCACACGGGAUUAUGGAAGAAUAUUAUAGUUAAUAUAUGUAAAUCUAACUAAGUCAAUUCACACAUAUCACCCCCUAAAGCAAUUCGUUAUAAGGGGUUGAAGGUCAGAGCGAAGAAAUUUGUAGUGGAAUGCGUAUGCAUAAUAAAUAAAUAUAAUGAUAUCUGUA